Messenger RNA from Dimorphilus gyrociliatus, 2320 nucleotides. The record is from the annotation of a GenBank genome assembly. NCBI's taxonomy places the organism in Eukaryota, Metazoa, Annelida, Polychaeta, Dinophilidae.
UAUGGACCCAGAGCAGUUUCGUAAGCGUGGACGGCAAAUGAUCGAUUAUAUUGCUGACUAUUUGGAGAAUAUAGAGAAUCGAAGACCACUUUCCAAUGUUGAACCUGGAUAUUUAAAGUUAUUAAUUCCUGACGACGCUCCCAAAAAGCCAGAAGACUGGAAUACAGUUUUUCAAGAUAUCGAGAGAGUCAUCAUGCCAGGAGUUACACAUUGGCAUUCCCCACAGUUUCAUGCUUAUUAUCCGACGGCAAAUUCAUAUCCAUCUAUUUUGGCUGACAUGUUGUCCGAUGCGAUCGGUUGUAUUGGAUUUUCUUGGGUGUCUAGUCCUGCCUGCACCGAAUUGGAAGGCGUUAUGAUGGAUUGGUUGGCAAAGAUGCUUCAGUUACCUGAAGAGUUUUUAUCAACUGGAGAAGGAGGUGGAGUCAUUCAAGGAACAGCAAGCGAGGCGACUUUUGUUACUCUUUUAGCAGCGAGAAGUAAAGCCUUAAGCAAACAUAUUAAUUCUUCGAAAUCUAUAACAAAAUUUGUGGUUUACGCAUCUGAUCAAGCCCACUCAUCCGUUGAAAGAGCUUGUUUAUUGGCCGCCGUUGAAUUUCGAAGUGUUCCAAGUAAUGAAAACGAAGAGAUGACUGGAGAAGCAUUGGAAGAAAUGAUUCAAAAAGAUAUUGACAAUGGUUUAAUUCCAUUCUACGUUGUAGCUACUUUGGGGACAACACCAAGUUGUGCCUUUGAUAGACUACUAGAAGUUGGACCUGUUUGUAAGAAGCAUGAUAUUUGGCUUCAUAUCGACGCCGCGUAUGCUGGAUCAUCUUUCAUUUGUCCUGAAUUUCGACCACUUCUUGAUGGUGUAGAGUUCGCCGACUCAUUCAACUUUAACCCUCAUAAAUGGCUUUUAGUAACAUUCGACUGUUCUACAUUGUGGUUGAAGAACAACAAGUAUUUGGUUGAAACUUUCAAUGUUGAUCCUCUCUAUCUGAAACAUAAAGAACAAGGAAAUGUACCAGAUUAUAGACAUUGGCAAAUACCUCUAGGAAGACGAUUCCGGUCGCUUAAAAUUUGGUUUGUGCUACGUUUAUUGGGAAGUGAAUUUUUACAAAGCUAUAUUAGAAGACACGUGCAAUUAGCAAAGGAGUUUGAAGCUCUUGUUCGUUCUAAUGACAAAUUUGAAGUAACUCACCCAGUAAUUCUAGGAUUGGUAUGCUUUCGUUUAAAGGGUGAUAAUGAAAUGAAUAGAAAAUUGCAUGAUGCAAUUAACAAUGAUGGAAGAAUAUUUUUGGUUCCGUCGUCAUCAAAAUCAGUAUAUUUUUUAAGAUUUGCCGUUUGCGCAUACAAAACUUGUUUGAAUGAUGUGAAAUUUGCAUGGAAAACUAUUCUCCAAAUAUCGGAAAGCCUUUGAUGAUAUUUUACCAGAAAAUGAUUGAUUAAAUAAUAUAAUUUUUAUAGUAGAUAAUAGAGUUUAUUCUCUUUUUUUUCUUAGAAUUUCAAUAUUACUUUCUGUAGUAAAAUUUAGAAAUACAGCAUUUGAGAAAAACUUAACAAUCAGUUAAAAUCAUCUUAAAGCUAAAAUAGCGUAAUAGAGUAAAAGUUUUGCAUCAGCUCUUCUUGUGAAAACUUAAAUAUCGAUUAUGCGACACAUUUGAAUUAAGCUGCAAAUUCAUAUUAUUACGUUAAAGUAAAAAUUUUCUUCUCCAACUCGCAAACCUUAAAAAAAUGAUGCUAAGAUAUUCUUUAUCCCUUUUCCUUCUACUAACGAUAUCUUAUGGUCAAUCAAGAUUUUUAAAUCGCUUUAUAGAUAAGUCUAAUCUUUACGUUGAUAAGGAAAGACUUUGCGAACUAUUUUUAAAUCAUCCAUACGGAUGUCUGGGAAUAAAAGAAGGAUUUACCUUUUCUACUCCGUGUAAGAACGUUGGUGUUUAUGGAUGUUUGAAAAAUUAUGGCCCUUCUAAACGUUCGCCAUUCGGACCGAAUAUAUCAUGGAGUAGCUUUUGUCGUCUUUUCCCAAAUCAUAGUGCUUGCUCGAUCUAUCAAAAUAGUUUUAAUUGAGUUUCUAAAUAAGAAAAAGACCCUCUUUUUUGCUGUUGUUGUAUUGUCAACAACUAUGUCAAUUCAAUUUGUAAACAUUGUAUAGUAGUUUUCAAUAAAUUUAUAUCCUAAGACAAUGAUGUAAUUCUAUCCUUCUGUCUCUCUUUGUCGUCUAUAAGCCUAUUGCGCAAAAUACGAAGAAAAAGAGACAGCUAUCUAUUGUUAUCAUGAAAAUACAUCAUAUUCAUAUUUGCUAUAGUCGAAUAUUUAUAUAUAAAUAUAUAUUGAAUUAUUUAUA